GUAAUUCUUUUCAUGAAAAAAUGCCAUGAGCGCAGAAGGCAUCGAUCCUGCGGUGUUUGAGCUCAUCGUCCCUUCUCAGUUCCUCUCUUUCUCUUUUCCCAACCCUCUAGCAUCUCCAGGAAACCCCUACGCCGAUGCCCUCCGAGUCGCCGUCGCCGAUUCCCCGUCUUCCACAUCGAAUCCUUCUCUACCAGCGAUCGCCGCCGUCCUUGUCCCUCACGGUCGCGAAGACGAUUGGGUAUUUUCCACCGCAGCCGGCCACUUUCAGCUCCUCCUUUUCUUGUCAUCUCCUAAACUUACCAUCUCCCGCCUCGUCCUCAUUGGCGACCUCCCAUCCCCCUCGUCCUCCUUGCCGCGACCCUAUCAUCGUUCCCAGCCAGACGGCGAAGGGAAGUUAUUGGAUUGCUUCCAGGAGAGCCUCACCCCUCUUCUCCUUGCCUUAUGCCCUAAAGCUGCGUUUUUGAAUGGCGUGCCGACGAUCCCCUUUCUGUCCUAUGAGGAUAACGUCAUUCGAUCCACUCCUGUUGAGAGGUUAGUAGGUCCCUCCGCCGGGGAGAUGCUGGUGGAGGACGUCGAGAUUGACCUAUCGCCUUCGUUGCCGGAGCGCCGUCGCCGGUUGCGGUUCAAGAAGAUGCCCAAUCUCAUUCAGACCCAGGUACGGCUCCUUCCCGAAUCUGUUGAUGCUGGAAUCUUUCGGCCGGAGACGGGUUCGUUGGUUCAACCUUAUCUUUCACCCAUGGUUUCCGCGCUUUUUUUGAACGCUUCUGCUAUCGAUGAUGCCUUUGCUUCUGGCUGUGCGCCAUGGGUUCUAUGCGUUGGGGUUGGUGGAGGGCCGCUGCUCGCAUCUCUAAGAUGCCAUUUAGGGUUUGGUGUAUUAGGUGUGGAGGCCGAUGUUGUUGUUUUGAGCGUUGCAAGGAGGCAUUUUGGACUAGUUGAAGGUGAGUUCUUGAAGGUGGUUGUGGAUGAUGGGAUCAAAUUAAUCGAGGAUUUUGCGCUAGAACGAUCGAAGGGAAAUCUUUUUCAUGCCAUCAUGGUGGAUUUAGAUGAAGAGGAUCCUAUGAAAGGUAUCGGUGCGCCACCAGCGGAGUUUUUGCAAGUGAGUGUUCUUGUUGGGGCAAGAAUGGCUCUUUAUCCGGAUGGGAUUCUGGUAGUAAAUGUUAUUCCUUCGAAUGAAUCAUCAUAUGCAAAUAUGAUUAAGCUUUUUCGAGAGGUUUUCUGUGAAUUGUAUGAACUGAGAGUAGAAAAUGGGGAGAAUUUUGUUAUUAUUGCAACGGUUUCUCCAAUUGGAUCGGUUGCAAAGAAGAUGAAGAAGCAGGUUGGAAUUUAUGAGAAGUUGAAGAAGUUAGAUUGUGAGAGAUUUAUAGAUCGUAUAAAGAAGAUCUGAUAUUUGAUUUGAAGAUCAAGUUGUGGAUAAAGCCUUUAUGUUUGUAAAGAUUUGCCAUUUUUGGCGGAGUUUGUCCACUGUAGUUUUCUUUUUUCAUUUUUUCCCAGAAAAUAAAACUCUUGUUAAGUUGAUGAGAAAUUCAUUUAGUAAACAUAUGAAAUUUUAUGAAUAAAAGUAACUAACUUUCAAUUA
This is a messenger RNA of Dendrobium catenatum, 1576 nucleotides long. Its product is annotated as eEF1A lysine and N-terminal methyltransferase. The transcript has a single exon. The record is from RefSeq and is a predicted model, not a curated record. Bases 26 to 1384 code for a protein of 452 amino acids. Lineage: Eukaryota; Viridiplantae; Streptophyta; Magnoliopsida; Asparagales; Orchidaceae.